AUGACUAAAUGGAAGUUAAGCCGGCAAACAUUCGGGUCUGAAGAGUUAAACUUUUCCGAGGGUGAUGAAGUUACUUUUGGUAGAGGAUUAAAUAAUACUGUUACCUUGUCUAGCAUAGUGAUAUCUAGGAAUCACUGCGUGAUAACUUUUAGACAUGACGAGGCCGUUAUUACAGAUCUAAAGAGUUCUAAUGGCAUAUAUGUUGGAUUAAAAAGGAUACCUCCAAAUAUUCCAUACAAUUUGCAAGAAUCUGAUCUAAUAGGGUUUGGAUGGACCAUAGAAAAUCUUCAUUCUAUACAUAUGAAAGAUAAUGCAGAUGAAGUUGAUGGAGAUAAUUUGAUAAACAAAGACUUAAAUAGUGGGACACUCACAAAAUCACCUCAAAAUAAUAAAGAAAUAGUAAAGAAGAUUCAAAUGAUUGAACCUUUGGUACAUCAGAAAAAAAAAGUACCACCAGUAAUCCUAGAAAGUAAAAAGAAACACUCUAAAAAACACAAAUCUUGUUCAAAGAAACAUAUGAGCAAUUCACAAAAAGAAGAAAGGAAAAGAAAACUUAAAGAAAUUGCUUCCAAAGAAAAAGAGGAAACUGAAUCAACUAACAACUUUACAGUAAACAACUCAAAUAAGCAAAUUGUGCAUGCAAAAAUAACAACAUCAAACAGAGGCCACAAUAAUCCGCCAAUGGCUAUUUUCCACUCAUUCAACAAUCAUAAACAAUACAUACAAUUAGUGGGUGAUCUGUUACUAAUGGAAAUUUGGGAAUGUUUAACUCAAGGGUACAUGAGAUUGACCAAAUCAAGCCAUGGUAUUCAAAUGCGAAUAGAAUCAUUGCCCCCUGUCCCACCACAAGAGCGCUGCUUUGAUUUGUUUAGUCUGAGUGUCAAUGUUUCACUACCAAAUUCUGAAAUAAAAAGUGUACCAAGGAUAGGAGAGCUGUUGUUGGUAACAUUUGGACACGAAAAUACAAAGAAUAAUAGAUUUGUUUUUGUUCACAACAUAAGGAGUCUUCCAUCACCUCCUAAUAAUAUUCAUUCUUUUUUUACCAUCUCCUUGUAUGCAACUUUUACGGAAAAAAUGGGACUGCUUCGGCCUGGUGAAAUAAUGUUUGGUAGAAGCCUGGCAUAUAUAAAUAAGGAAUUAAUGCUAUUUGAGGCUAUGGAGCAUUUAGCAGGAUCACCACUGAGUGAAGCUAUUCUAAAACCUGAACCACACCACUUUUUGAGGUUAAAUGAAACAAACAAAGAGAUUGAUUUUAAAUCCCAAUGGACAUUAACACUUAAUAAAAGUCAAAAAUUAGCAGUCAGUUCAUCCGUUUCUGCCGCUCUUGGUGAUAGGCCAUCUAUCCAGAUGGUCCAAGGACCACCUGGCACAGGAAAAUCAAGUGUGAUUUGUGCUAUAGUCAUGACAUAUUUUUACAACUCUUCCGGAAAUAAGCAACAGAACCGUGGAAAGAUUUUAAUCUGUGCUACCAGUAAUGCCGCUGUAGAUGAACUAGUCAUUAGAUUGCUUAAUAUAAGGCAAAGUUUGCCUAAAUCGGAGCGGUUCCGCAUGGUGCGCGUUGGCCGGGCGGAGGCGAUGCACCCGCGAGCCCGUGACGUCAGCUCCCAACAGCUGGCUCAGCGCGACGCGGCGCGUUCGCACUCCGAGCCAGCGCAGCCCGGUCUCGCUGAGGAGAUUUCACACUUGGAGGCCAAGAUCAACAUGUGGAAGACGCAAGCGCAGGACGCGAGGGACCCAGUGCGCGUCGCCUACUGCCAGAAUCGCAUCGAUAACCUCGUCAAAAGAAUAGCGCUGCUGCGUGGCGGUAGCGGCGGGGGCGAUGAGCAUAUCGCGAAAACCGAGCGAAGGAUCAUCGAAGGAGCGGACAUCGUGGUCACCACGCUCUCCAGUGCGCACAACCACAAGAUGCAAGGAUUAAGAAGUCGCAUUGCUCUGUGCAUAGUGGACGAGGCGGGUCAGGCGAUAGAACCGGAGACCCUGAUCCCACUGACGCUGAAUGUGACUCGGCUCACUCUGAUCGGUGACCCCCAACAGUUGCCAGGUUUUAUCUGCUCACAACGCGCAAAGAAACACGGCCUCGGCGAGAGCUUAUUCUCGCGGCUGACGUCGACCACGGAGAACUGGAGUGACGGCAGCUCGGUGGUGCUGCUGAACCAGCAGUACCGGAUGCACCCCGAGAUAGCUGACUACCCCAACAGGGCGUUCUACGCGGGCCAAAUUCUGACGGUGGCGCCCUCGCCCGCCGAUCUCAGCAUACCCCCCUACUGCAUCGUCAGCAUCGCCAGCGGAGAUAAGGGCCAGGGGGCGUCGGGCGCGAACGAGGUGGAGGCGUGGGGCGUGGCGCGGCUGGCGGCGGCGAUCGGCGCCGAGACGCGCGCUCGGGGCCGCAGCCUGGCCGUCAUCACGCCGUACAGCGCGCACCGCGACCUGCUGCGCCGCAACCUCCGGCUGCUGCAGGACCCGUCCGACGUCCAGAUUGAGGUGAACACCGUGGACGGCUUCCAAGGGCAGGAGCGCGAUGUGGUGGUGGUGUCGCUGGCGCGCAGUCACGGCGUAGGAUUCCUCACGGACGCGGGGCGCAUGAACGUGAUGCUGACCAGAGCACGCCACGCGCUCCUAGUCUGCCUGAACCCACUCGCCUUAACGAAAAACCAACAAUGGCGAACCUUAGUUGACGAUGCGCACAGGAGGAAAGUUUACAGAGUACUACCUAGUAAAUUAUGCCAAGGUGCUUCAACGCCGAUCCCACCAGAAGAAAUACUAAAGCACAUUAGAAAUGUGAAGUCUACCAAG
Molecule: messenger RNA, 2793 nt
Organism: Iphiclides podalirius (scarce swallowtail)
Lineage: Eukaryota; Metazoa; Arthropoda; Insecta; Lepidoptera; Papilionidae
Source: the annotation of a GenBank genome assembly